Molecule: messenger RNA, 1951 nt
Organism: Pseudoliparis swirei
Lineage: Eukaryota; Metazoa; Chordata; Actinopteri; Perciformes; Liparidae
Gene: tmed10
Product: transmembrane p24 trafficking protein 10
Exons: 5
Coding region: 31-651 (206 amino acids)
Biological process (GO): intracellular protein transport; endoplasmic reticulum to Golgi vesicle-mediated transport; Golgi organization
Cellular component (GO): endoplasmic reticulum; COPII-coated ER to Golgi transport vesicle; Golgi apparatus
Source: RefSeq, a predicted model, not a curated record
UGGUCGGUCGGUCGGUUGAGGAGGGUAGCCAUGGCUCGACUCGCUGCGCUACUGUUGUUACCGGUUCUUAUCGAAUCCGUAUUUUCAAUUUCUUUCUUUUUACCGGUCAACUCCAGAAAGUGUCUACGGGAGGAGAUCCACAAAGACGUGCUCGUCACGGGGGAGUACGAAAUUACCGAACAGGCGAACACCAAAACUAAUCUGAAGAUCACAGAUUCCACCGGCCACACUCUUUACUCUAAGGAAGAUGCAAUUAAGGGGAAGUUUGCAUUCACCACUGAGGACUAUGACAUGUUUGAGGUGUGCUUUGAGAGCAAAUCACCCAUGGGGACUGGAAGAGUGCCCGACCAGCUGGUCAAUCUGGACAUGAAGCAUGGAGUGGAGGCUAAAAACUAUGAAGAGAUUGCCAAGGUCGAAAAGCUAAAGCCCCUUGAGGUCGAGCUGAGGCGACUGGAGGACCUGUCGGAGUCCAUCGUCAAUGAUUUCGCUUACAUGAAGAAGAGAGAGGAGGAGAUGCGAGACACCAAUGAGUCCACCAACACGCGUGUGCUGUACUUCAGCAUAUUCUCCAUGUGCUGUCUCAUUGGGCUGGCUACAUGGCAGGUCUUCUACCUGCGGCGCUUCUUCAAGGCGAAGAAACUGAUCGAGUAGAGCGGCUCCUUACCUCGGGGCGCGCCGCCUGCCAGUCAGCCCACACAUCCCAACUCCCGCCCUCCUUGGACUAGCUCCAGCAUACAACAGCAAGAGGGGUUCAGGGGCUCAAAUUCUAGAUUUCACAAUUUCAAGUUUGUCCUCUGAAAAAGAAGAAAAAAUCCACCUGCUUAUUUCGUAGUUUGAAACAAUAAAAGCACUGUAGGGAGAAAUGCACUGUGAGACGUGGGAGGUGUAUGUCACUGCAUUAGUGAGAUAUGUCCAUUUCAUUGUACUUCACUGUUCUGUCUGCACUGUUUUGAAUGUUGCAGCUUACAGAAUAAGAACUUGUUCCUUCAACCAGUUGAACAGUGAUGUUUGAUUUUGAGCUCAAUUUGAAUGGAUGUGCCAUUUGCGAAUGUCUUUUGCCCUUUUGUUGAUGUACACAUUCUUUGCCAUGCCAAGCAAUCUAGAUCCCUGGUGCCCGUUUAUCAAGUGAAGGCUAUUUGAAAAAGUGGUUUGUUGUUACUUGGAGAAAAUUAGCAACCGCUGAACUUCUGUGUUAUGUCACUUAAUUUGCAUACAUGUUUGGUAGCUAAAUUUAACCGUGUCUUUAGUUUGUUUUCAUUUUGUAAAUGCUAUUUAGUUGCUUCUACAGGUAUAUUUUGGGGUGGUUGUGAGCGGUCAGGGUAAUAUUCUCUUAAGCAAAUAUAAAUAAGGUCACUUCUCUGAGGUCUUGGAAGUUCUAGUUAUUUUUGAAAUGCCUGGACAUUAAUUUGACACAAAUCAAAAGUAGCCAGAAACCAAACGCCUCGUCCUUAGGAAGGAGUUUGCAGCAUUAUUAUAUUGUUUGUAUAUGGCUAUUAGUAAUAUAACCAGCCUGACUUCUAUGAUACGAUUCAUAUAUAUACUUGCAAGUUGCUCUUGUCUUGAGGUUUUGUCAAGAAGUUUAAUGUUGGCAAACACUUUCUGAAAUAUCUUUUCAGUUAUGCGCUCCUCUUAUUCACACACUGGUAAAUUAAAUGACCCUUCCGCAAUUUACAAAAUGUCACUUCCCAAUUACAGUGCCGGUCCAUUCAGCGUGCUCUUUUUUUGUCUUUCUUUUUUUUCUUCUGGUAAAUACUUCUGAGGCUUGGGUUACAUGAGGAUGUGGGUGAUUGCAAAUAUUCAGAUUGUUUUUGACCGGGUUAAAUUACGGCAUCUGUCAUGGGUACAUUUUUACAAUGCGCAUUGUGUGCAAUCAAUGAUUUUUAUGUUGACUGAUAAAUUUUGUAAAUUUGUGUUGAUUUUAUUCAAUAAAAUAUUGGAUGGAUUUACAUUA